Messenger RNA from Dendronephthya gigantea, 935 nucleotides. Its product is annotated as ATP-dependent DNA helicase RecQ-like. Gene Ontology annotation, cellular component: cytoplasm; nucleus; chromosome. NCBI's taxonomy places the organism in Eukaryota, Metazoa, Cnidaria, Anthozoa, Malacalcyonacea, Nephtheidae. Gene Ontology annotation, molecular function: ATP binding; 3'-5' DNA helicase activity; four-way junction helicase activity. The record is from RefSeq and is a predicted model, not a curated record. The transcript has 2 exons. Gene Ontology annotation, biological process: double-strand break repair via homologous recombination. Bases 18 to 935 code for a protein of 305 amino acids.
UAUAAAAUAGGAGAGCCAUGCGAAAAGAUUCGAAUUGUAUGUUUUUUUUUAUUUGUCUGCAGUUUUCUGUUUUGAAUAGUCUGUAUUCGAACGCUAUUUUGAAACCUAAGCAGGUUAUUUGUUUGGAAAAGCUGUUCCUUGGCGUGGAUAUAUUGGCAAUUCUACCAACCGGUUAUGGCAAGUCCUUAAUUUACCAGCUUUUGCCUUUGAUGCUGUUCGCUAAAAGAGCAUUGGAAGAACGUACAAAUCAGCAACUUUGUACGGAUGAAGUGACCUCUGUGCUGCUUGUGAUAUCUCCAUUGAACGCUUUAAUAAACGAUCAAGUUCGAAAGUUAUGUGCGAUAGGACUUAGAGCAUCGGCGAUAAAUAUUCAGCCACAACAAAAUAUUGACGAUGAAAUCGAUUGUGAUGUAACUGAACUUGAACAAAAAACGAAGCUGAUCAAAGGAUAUUAUAAUUUGUUGUUUGCUCAUCCUGAAGCGCUAAUAUCAAGCAAGUUUGGAAAAGAACUAGUGAACAGCGCUAUAUACCAAAAACAUGUUUGCGCUAUUGUAAUCGAUGAAGCCCACUGCAUUCUUGAAUGGGGAGAUGAUUUCAGACAAGAUUAUGCAAAGCUAAGUGUGUUGUGUGCUGUCUUUCCAAAAGUACCACUUCUGGCUAUGACGGCUACAGCAAAUAAAAGUGACCGAAGGCAGAUUAAGGAAUCACUUGGCCUGCAUAGUUGUUUUGAAUUGAUUGCAAACCCCAACAGAAAAAACAUCUUCUAUGAAAAGACAUUCAGAUAUGGACAAGAUAUUGAUGCAUUUGAGCACAUUUGCAGACCAAUUGCAGUCGAUUUGCUACAUAUGAAAAUCGAUUUCCCGUUGACUAUUAUAUUAUGCCACUUCGAUGGUGUGGGUUUGUAUACCGACUAUUUGAAACCAUACUUGGUAUAA